AUUUUGCCGAAAGCUCUCUUUUCCCUCGACGUGUUCACAUAGCUCAAUUUUCACAGGGAGAGGACAACCGAGAGGACCGAUCUUGGCACUAAAGAAUGUGCUUUCUCAUAUUUUUUCCACAACAGCUCACGUCGAGAUAUAUUCUUGUUGAGUCUCAUGCUUCCAAUAAACCUCAUUCUUGCCUACAGUUUGGACUUGAAUUCGUGAAUAUAGAAUUCAUUCCAUUAUUCCUGGCUCUAUUUCAUCAUGAAAAGAAUAAAGAGGAACAGUGAAGGAGGCGGUGGGGACGCCAAACCCGUCAAGCUUCGUCGACGAGUCGAUCUCUUCAGUGGGAUCGCUUUAAUUGUUGGCACAAUGAUAGGUUCUGGCAUUUUCGUCUCUCCCGCGGGUCUCUUAGAGCGAACACAAUCCAUUGAGUAUUCCUUGGCAGUAUGGGUCGCUUGCGGGGUCCUAUCCAUGUUAGGUGCUCUGGCGUACGCAGAGUUAGGCACCAUGAUCACGUCUUCCGGUGCCGAGUACUCUUACUUCAUGGUGGCUUUUGGGCCCUUCCCGGCCUACAUGUUCAGUUGGGUGUCAACCAUCAUCAUCAAACCCUCGCAAUUGGCCAUCAUCUGCUUGAGCUUUGCAGAAUAUGUGGUCGAGGCUUUCGCCUACGAGUGUCCUCCCUCGCCUUUCGUACUCAAACUCAUCGGCAUCACCACUGUUGCUCUGGUGACUCUGAUUAACUGUCUCAGCGUCAGAUUGGCCACGACCAUUCAGAAUGUCUUUUGUUUCUGCAAAUUACUCGCCAUUUUCAUUAUUAUUGCAGGGGGAGCGUAUAAGAUGAUUCAAGGCAAUGUGGACAUUUUUGCGGACUCCAAGGGGGAGCAACCCUCUCUUGGGAAUCUGGCCGUCGCUUUCUAUUCGGGUCUCUGGGCUUACGAUGGGUGGAACAACUUGAACUAUGUCACCGAGGAGAUCGUCAAUCCCAAGAGGAAUUUACCUCUAUCCAUUUUGAUCGCCAUUCCGUUGGUGACUUUAUGCUAUGUCCUAGUCAAUAUCGCCUAUUUGACAGUGAUGUCCCCUUCGGAGAUGAUCAUCAGCGAUGCCGUGGCCGUGACGUUUGGAUCGAGAAUUCUGAAGGGUUUUUCGUGGAUCAUGCCCCUUUCGGUAGCCAUUUCGACCUUUGGCUCGGCCAAUGGAACUAUUUUCGCUGCAGGAAGACUUUGUUACGUGGCAAGUCGUGAAGGUCAUCUCCUGGACAUCCUAUCUUAUGUCCACAGGAAAAAUCUGACCCCUGCACCGGCAUUAAUUUUCCACGCCCUGAUUGCACAAGUUCUUAUAUUUGGCGGGAAUAUCGAGGGAUUGAUCGAUUUCUUCAGCUUCACUGUCUGGAUUUUUUAUGGCAUGUCCAUGUUUGCUCUUCUGCUCCUCAGAAAGACUAAACACGAUAUUGCUCGACCAUACAAGGUACCUCUAUUUGUACCCAUUAUCGUGCUCGUGGCGUCGGUGUAUCUCGUUUUGGCGCCCAUCAUUGAUAACCCCAAGAUCGAGUACAUCUACUCUAUCCUAUUUAUGGUUGCUGGAGCGGUUCUCUAUGUUCCAUUUGUACUCUACAGAAUACGUCUUCCUUUCCUCGGCAAAAUCACGCAGAAGAUUCAGCUCAUAAUGAAGUUGGUCCCACCGACCAGCAUGCCAGACUGCUAAUGAGUCUUGAGCUCAUUUGGAAACGAUUAACCACCUAAGUUGCCAUCGAAAAAUCAAACCCCAAAAUAUCAAAAUAAUUUCCCACUCUACGCCUUUUCUGCAACUCAAGGAGGCAGAAAAGUUUAGUAAUACAGGAUAGAAGGACUUGUAAAAACAAAUACAUAUUUUCUGUCAA
Messenger RNA from Tigriopus californicus, 1861 nucleotides. RefSeq names its product b(0,+)-type amino acid transporter 1-like (gene sbm). Lineage: Eukaryota; Metazoa; Arthropoda; Copepoda; Harpacticoida; Harpacticidae. Gene Ontology annotation, biological process: amino acid transmembrane transport. The coding region runs from base 247 to 1686 and encodes 479 amino acids. Gene Ontology annotation, cellular component: membrane. The record is from RefSeq and is a predicted model, not a curated record. Gene Ontology annotation, molecular function: L-amino acid transmembrane transporter activity. The transcript is spliced from 10 exons.